AUGAACAAGCCCUCACUGCAACAAGCCUUCACUGCAACAAGCCCCCGCCACAGCAGCGUAACAAGCCCCUGCCACAGCACCGCAACAAACCCACACUGCAACAAGCCCCUGCCACAGCACCGCAACAAACCCACACUGCAACAAGCCCCUGCCACAGCACCGCAACAAACCCACACUGCAACAAGCCCCCGCCUCGGCACUGCAACAAGCCCCCGCCUCGGCACUGCAACAAGCCCCCGCCUCGGCACUGCAACAAGCCCCCGCCUCGGCACUGCAACAAGCCCCCGCCUCGGCACUGCAACAAGCCCCCGCCUCGGCACUGCAACAAGCCCCCGCCUCGGCACUGCAACAAGCCCCCCGCCUCAGCACUGCAACAAGCCCCCGCAGCAGCACUGCAACAAGCCCCCGCAGCAGCACUGCAACAAGCCGCAGCACUGCAACAAGCCGCAGCACUGCAACAAGCCGCAGCACUGCAACAAGCCGCAGCACUGCAACAAGCCCACACUGCCACAGCACCGCAACAAGCCCACACCGCAACAAGCCCCUGCCGCAGCACCGCAACAAGCCCCUGCCACAGCACCGCAACAAGCCCCUGCCACAGCACCGCAACAAGCCCCUGCCGCAGCAAGCCCCUGCCACAGCACCGCAACAAGCCCCUGCCACAGCACCGCAACAAGCCCCUGCCGCAGCAAGCCCCUGCCACAGCACCGCAACAAGCCCCUGCCACAGCACCGCAACAAGCCCCUGCCACAGCACCGCAACAAGCCCCUGCCACAGCACCGCAACAAGCCCCUGCCACAGCACCGCAACAAGCCCCUGACACAUCACCGCAACAAGCCCCUGCCACAGCACUGCAACAAGCCCAAACUGCAACAAGCCCACACAGCAGCACCUCAGCACUGCAACAAGCCCCCGCCACAGCACCUCAGCACUGCAACAAGCCCCCGCCACAGCACCUCAGCACUGCAACAAGCCCCCGCCUCAGCACUGCAACAAGCCCCCGCCACAGCACCUCAGCACUGCAACAAGCCCCCGCCACAGCAGCACCUCAGCACUGCAACAAGCCCCUGCCUCAGCACUGCAACAAGCCCCGGCCACAGCAGCACCUCAGCACUGCAACAAGCCCCCGCCACAGCAGCACCUCAGCACUGCAACAAGCCCCCGCUACAGCCGCACCUCAGCACUGCAACACGCCCCGGCCACAGCCACACCUCAGCACUGCAACACGCCCCCGCCACAGCACCUCAGCACUGCAACAAGCCCCCGCCACAGCAGCAUCUCAGCACUGCAACAAGCCCCCGCCACAGCACCGCAACAAGCCCACACAGCAGCACCUCAGCACUGCAACAAGCCCCCGCCACAGCACCUCAGCACUGCAACAAGCCCCCGCCACAGCAGCACCUCAGAACUGCAACAAGCCCCCGCCACAGAAGCACCUCAGCACUGCAACAAGCCCCCGCCACAGCAGCACCUCAGCACUGCAACACGCCCCCGCCACCCCGCCACAGCACUGCAACAAGCCCACACAGAAGCGCCACAGCACUGCAACAAGCCCCCGCCACAGCACUGCAACAAGCCCACCCUGCCACAGCACUGCAACAAGCCCACCCUGUCACAGCACUGCAACAAGCCCACCCUGCCACAGCACUGCAACAAGCCCACCCUGCCACAGCACCGCAACAAGCCCACCGCCACAGCACCGCAACAAGCCCCCCACCACAGCACCGCAACAAGCCCCCCACCACAGCACCGCAACAAGCCCCCCGCCACAGCACCGCAACAAGCCCCCGCCACAGCACCGCAUGUUCCUUAACAGUCUAUUGA
Messenger RNA from Oncorhynchus kisutch (coho salmon), 1824 nucleotides. RefSeq names its product nascent polypeptide-associated complex subunit alpha, muscle-specific form-like. The record is from RefSeq and is a predicted model, not a curated record. Lineage: Eukaryota; Metazoa; Chordata; Actinopteri; Salmoniformes; Salmonidae. The coding region runs from base 1 to 1824 and encodes 607 amino acids. The transcript has a single exon.